Messenger RNA from Telopea speciosissima, 1425 nucleotides. RefSeq lists its product as uncharacterized. Lineage: Eukaryota; Viridiplantae; Streptophyta; Magnoliopsida; Proteales; Proteaceae. Gene Ontology annotation, molecular function: structural constituent of ribosome. The coding region runs from base 69 to 1319 and encodes 416 amino acids. The transcript has 5 exons. The record is from RefSeq and is a predicted model, not a curated record. Gene Ontology annotation, biological process: mitochondrial translation. Gene Ontology annotation, cellular component: mitochondrial small ribosomal subunit.
UGCAUGCGAGAAAACCAAGUGACAUCUGAACUGCUAAACCCUGACCGGAAAAAACCCUCUAGAGAGUCAUGAGACGAACUCUGUUGAGAUUUGCUCCCCUCUAUACUCGCAAUCUGCUCUCCCCUCCGAAUUGCAGACCAAACCCUAUUUCUCCUGCCAUCAAUGUCACUUCAACUCUUUCCAAGCUGAGGUUCUUCUCAUCCGAAAAUGAUUCAUCCAACGAAAGCCCUACUGUUCCCGAGACCAGUUUAACUCAACCAAAGAAGAAAGAAGUUCGGUUCGAUUUCGAAGACAUUAGCAACAAAGAGUUCAAAGAUCGGAUUGAGAAGUACUUGAAAGGCGACGAAGAGAUGCUCCCUUCGAUCAUGGAAGACAUCCUGAAGAGAAAGCUACUGGGGAAUCACGCGGAGACCGACGAUGAAUUGAUUGACGAGUUACGGCACCAGCCCAUUGAUGAUGUUAAGGACAGGGAUUUUGAAUCGGACUUUGAGGAGCUCUACUCCACCGAUGAGGAGAUCGACAAUUUGUACAAUGCGCGGCAAUACGUGGAGAAGAAAAUGAUGAAGGAUGAGUUCUUCAACAUGGACGACCGCAAGUGGGAUGGGAUGAUUAAGGAGGCUGUGGAGCAUGGCCAUCUCAAGGACACCAAGGAAUGCGAGCAGAUUCUUGAGGACAUGCUCUGCUGGGAUAAUCUACUCACGGAUGAGGUAAAGCAGAAGGUGGAGGCAAAGUUUAAUGAGCUUGGUGAUAUGUGUGAAAGAGGAGAACUUGAACCUGAAGAAGCUUUUGAGCAGUUCAAGGAAUUUGAGGAUAAGAUGGUUCUGGAAUGUGCAAAAAUGAUGGAGAAUGAGCAGCCGCCACAGUUUGAUGAGAUCACUGAGCCAGACAAGAAAAAGGACAUUGAUGACCCACCUGGUGAGGGUCCAAUCCUGAGGUGGCAAACAAGAGUUGUUUUUUCUCCAGGUGGUGAUGCAUGGCACCCCAAAAACAGGAAGGUGAAACUCUCCGUCACUGUUAAAGAGCUUGAGCUUUCAAAGCAUGCUUUUCGCCGGUUAAGAGAAGUAGUUGGAAAACGUUACCACCCUGGUAAAGAUGAGCUUACAAUAACCAGUGAGAGGUUUGAGCACCGGGAGGAGAAUAAGAAGGAUUGCCUAAGGACACUUUAUGCCUUGAUUGAGGAUGCAUAUAAGGCAGAUAAGCUGGUGGAGGACACGAGAGCUUCAUAUGUCAAAGAGAGACUCAGAGCCAACCCUGAAUUUAUGAAGAGGUUACGUGUGAAGACCAUGGGAAUGCAGGCCUCUGAUUCUGCUUGUGUGUGAGAUUUUGCUCAGCCGCCUUUUGUGGAUAUGGGUAUUUUGUUUCAUGGUGACACAUUCAGAAUAUGCUUGUGUUUUAUAUUGGCUUUCUUCACCUUUCAAAAGAAAU